AUGCCGUUCAACGAGCAGGAGUUGCUCUCGCUGUCACGGCAGCCGGCCGAGAAAGCGGCCGAGGUCCUCAUGCGGGCCCCCAAGAAGGAGCGCCUCGUGAAGCUGGUUGUCAAUUUCCUUUUUUAUUUCCGAACGGACGAAGCAGAGCCCAUUGGUGCUUUGCUGUUGGAACAUUGCAGAAUCCACCAAGAAGAAAACAAUGUUAUUUCCAUUGGCUUCCUCGAAGAGCCCGACAGGAAGUACUACUUUGAGUGCGACACGGCCGAGCAGUGCCAAGAGUGGGUCGAAGUGCUGAAGAGAGCCAGCUACGAGUUCAUGCGAACCAGCUUGAUCUUCUAUCGGAAUGAGAUCCAGAGGAUGACGGGGAAGGAUCCUUUGGAACAGUACGGCAUCUCCGAAGAAGCUCGUUUCCAGCUGGGCACAGGGAAGCUGUGAGCCUGAACGGUCGGCUGAUGUUUAGCCCCCUCCCCCUGCUGGCUAAGAGGACUGAAUGACCGAACCUCCUCAGCGGGAAAGGGGUGGCUGUAUGCAGAAUUCUAUCCCAGAGAUAUUCUCCUGAUGGUUUUUGCCUCCAAGAAGGGGGAAAUUUUUGUAGGGUUUAAAAAAAAAAAAGAAUACGGAAAUCUUGGCUCCAUACGCCCCCACCAAUCUAAGUGGUCACUAAUGCUGUUGCUGACUUGGAGUCUUGCUUCCAGUCCUUGGUUGG
This is a messenger RNA of Sphaerodactylus townsendi, 706 nucleotides long. RefSeq names its product pleckstrin homology domain-containing family J member 1-like. Gene Ontology annotation, cellular component: recycling endosome; trans-Golgi network; early endosome. Lineage: Eukaryota; Metazoa; Chordata; Lepidosauria; Squamata; Sphaerodactylidae. The record is from RefSeq and is a predicted model, not a curated record. Gene Ontology annotation, biological process: retrograde transport, endosome to Golgi; endosome organization; receptor recycling.